Molecule: messenger RNA, 426 nt
Organism: Baudoinia panamericana UAMH 10762
Lineage: Eukaryota; Fungi; Ascomycota; Dothideomycetes; Mycosphaerellales; Teratosphaeriaceae
Exons: 2
Coding region: 1-426 (141 amino acids)
Source: RefSeq, a predicted model, not a curated record
AUGGACUCACAUACACCUUCUCCACCGAUAUGGCGCUGGGUCUUAGGCUUUUUAGCCGUAGGAGCCUGCUGGGGACUGACAACACCCUUUAUGCGGCGAGCGGCCAUUGCUCGAGACCAUAAACCGCAGCCCGCACGUCCAGCGCUGACAGACCCAAAGACAUCGUGGCUCAAUCGGAAGAUCCUGGGCAUCGUCUACGCCGUCUACGAUCUCCUCAAAAACCCGGCCUACGCGGUGCCGUUACUGCUUAAUGUGACGGGCAGCGUUUGGUUCUUCCUACUGAUCGGUCAGGCUGAGCUGAGUCUGACCGUUCCAAUCACUAAUGCCCUGGCGUUUUUAUUUACCGUGCUGGGCGAAUGGUAUGCGGAAGGCAAGGUCAUAACGCGAGGCACGUAUAUGGUUAACCCCCUCAUCAGCUACCGCUAA